GCCAAACCCAAUAGAAUUUACAAGUCUUACCCAUAGCCCUAUUUUCAGGAUACAAAAGCGAGUCCUGUCUACCUCAGAGUAGUUCAGAGUCCCUUUUGCAAAGUUCGUGUCACUGCGCACAAGCCAUGCUUUUCUCCUUCUUCGUCGUUAUUACCGUGACCAGUGCUUUGGCAGCAUAUAGUAUCACGAAUGUCACUGGAUGCAAUAAUCGAUAUUCAAUCUGCACAACGGACGGUCAAUGCUGCCUUGGCCUUUUCUGUAAACCACACGUGAGCAUGCUUUGCAUCAAUGCCAUUGCUCACCCCAUUUCAAGCAAAGAACUGGGCCCCUUAAGUUCUAGACCAUGCAAAGCACACGCUUGAUCGAGCAACCCCAUAUCAGACGACCAAGGACCCAAACGGACCCCCGAUUGCAGCCCAUCCGUGUCCCUCGAGAAUACAUUCCCUCGGCCUACCCGUCUCCAUUGUAAGACCGGAUUCACCAUCAUGUCCUGUAUACUAGUACAUUCUGCCAGCCCAUCGUGCAUGGGGUAAGCAAUGGGGUUAAAUCCUGGAUGCAAAGCAAACCACUCAUAGUACUAGAGUACUUACCGCUUGUGCACUACAGCGAAAAUUGCCGCAGCAAUCACUGUC
Suillus bovinus is the source of this 632-nucleotide messenger RNA. RefSeq lists its product as uncharacterized. Lineage: Eukaryota; Fungi; Basidiomycota; Agaricomycetes; Boletales; Suillaceae. The transcript is spliced from 3 exons. The record is from RefSeq and is a predicted model, not a curated record. Bases 126 to 362 code for a protein of 78 amino acids.